AUGCCAAACAAAAUCACCCUCUUCGUCGACAUUGUCAGCCCGUUUGGCUAUCAAGCCUACUGGCUGACCCGCAACUCUCCUGCCUUUACCAAAUCCAACAUCGCAAUAACCUAUGUUCCCAUACUUCUCGGUGGCCUCAUGAACGCAACCGGCAAUCGUCCGCCAUUAGAGAUCAAGAACAAGGACAAAUGGAUCGAUAGCCAGCGGAAACGUUGGGCCAAGACGUUUAAAAUCCCCAUGACUGAAAACACACCCACUCCAUUCCCCCAACCCACAGUCGCUACCCAACGAACUCUAUGUCACAUUCAAGAAGCACACCCGGAGAAACUCGCAGCUUCCCUGGAUGCUUUGUUCAAGGCUUUCUGGGUGGAUGGCAAGGGUCCCAUUGCAAAGCCCGAUGUCAUUGCCGAGGCAUUGGAGCCUGUAUUCGGAAAGGAGGGAUUGCAGGAGAUUAUGAAGGGUGCGACGAGUGACGCUGCCAAGGCGAAAUUGAAGGGUAAUACGGAGGAGGCGUUCAAGGCGGGUGGAUUUGGAUUGCCGUGGUUUGUGGCGGAGAAUGAAAAGGGUGAGAAGGAUACUUUUUGGGGAGUUGAUAAUAUUGGGCAUUUGUUGGAGUUUUUGGGAGUGGAUGUUAAGAGUGAGAAUGGGAGGUAUAAGGCUAUGCUUUGA
Messenger RNA from Ramularia collo-cygni, 669 nucleotides. RefSeq names its product related to 2-hydroxychromene-2-carboxylate isomerase. The transcript has a single exon. The coding region runs from base 1 to 669 and encodes 222 amino acids. Gene Ontology annotation, biological process: glutathione metabolic process. Gene Ontology annotation, cellular component: peroxisome; mitochondrion. The record is from RefSeq and is a predicted model, not a curated record. Gene Ontology annotation, molecular function: glutathione transferase activity; glutathione peroxidase activity. Lineage: Eukaryota; Fungi; Ascomycota; Dothideomycetes; Mycosphaerellales; Mycosphaerellaceae.